This is a messenger RNA of Octodon degus (degu), 1206 nucleotides long. RefSeq names its product transmembrane protein 53 (gene Tmem53). NCBI's taxonomy places the organism in Eukaryota, Metazoa, Chordata, Mammalia, Rodentia, Octodontidae. The coding region runs from base 538 to 1152 and encodes 204 amino acids. The transcript is spliced from 5 exons. The record is from RefSeq and is a predicted model, not a curated record.
GGCCGGUGCGGAGGGUCGCCCUUUCGCCAUGGCCCGGGCUGAGCUGGACUACACCAUCGAGUUCCCGGAUCAGCCCUCCUGGAGCCAGAGAAGGCAGUCUUCCUUUGGAGAAGCACCUCUCCAUUAUUUUUUGCAGUAGUAACAGCAGUCUGUGCCUUCAAGUAGAACGCUGCUCAAAACUUUCUUCUGCCUUCUGUGUUUGAAUGACCUUUGAUAAACUGCCUGCCCUGGACUCGAGUUUUCUCUGCAAAACGAGAUUAAAAGGACAGCUCCAUCCAAGAUGGGAAGGAGGCAAGGACACGACAGCCUGUGGUGAUUCUUUUGGGCUGGGGUGGCUGCAGGGAUAAGAAUCUGGCCAAGUACAGCGCCAUCUACCAUAAAAGGUGCCUGGGAUGGGGUGGGUGAUGGGGAGUGACCAGAGGUGGACAUAAGGUCGCCUUAGCUCAGAAGCCUGAGGCCCACAGGUGUUAGUCUCAUGGAGAUGCCACCUAGAUCUGAGAGGGCUGCAUUGUGAUCCGAUAUACAGCCCCAUGGCACAUGGUCUUCUUCUCUGAGUCUCUGGGCAUCCCUUCACUUCGUGUAUUGGCCCAGAAGCUGCUUGAGCUGGUCUUUGAUUAUGAGAUUGAGAAGGAGCCCCUGCUCUUCCACGUGUUCAGCAAUGCUGGUGCCAUGCUGUAUCGCUACAUGGUUGAGCUCCUGCAGACCCACGUGCGCUUCUGCCACCUGCAUGUUGUGGGUGCCAUCUUUGACAGCGGUCCUGGUGACAGCAACCUAGUAGGAGCCCUGAGGGCCUUAUCUGUCAUCCUGAGGCACCGAUCUGCCAUGCUGCGCCUGUUGUUUCUGGUGGCCUUUGCCCUGGUGGCAGUCCUGUUCCACAUUCUGUUUGCUCCACUCACUGGCCUCUUCCACACCCACUUCUAUGACAGGCUACAGGAUGCAGGCUCCCACUGGCCUGAGCUCUAUCUCUACUCAAGGGGCGAUGCAGUGGUCCGGGCCAGGGACGUAGAACGCAUGGUGGAAGCACGGCUGGGCCACCAGGUCCUGGUGCGUUCUGUGGACUUUGUGUCAUCAGCACAUGUCAGUCAUCUCCUUGACUACCCUACUUACUAUGCAAGCCUCUGUGUCGACUUCAUGCACAACUGUGUCCAAUGAUGAGGUUCUGCCCCUCCUGCUACGGAAAUAAAUGCCUGAUACCUUCCUCCACCA